AUGACUAACGAGCUUCGAGCCCGCUGCGAUGAGUUUGGAUUGACUGAACUUCAUACAGCAUCAUUACAAGAAGAGCAAGAGCGAGAGCUUUCCCCCGAAACAGAGCAAGAACGACAAGUUCAGAAACCACCUGCGGCAGAGCCAGAAACUCAUUUUGUUAGUCGAUCUCUGAAAGAUUGGAUACUGAAGGGUUCUUCCUCAAUCGAUAUCACUUUGUUCCAGGCUGAGCAUAAGCCAGCCUUCCAGACGCUGAACAACACAUCGGCAGCUCAAUAUUUCAACGUUCAAGCUUUUCCGAACUGCUUUCAACGCCCUGUCCAAUGGAUCGUGACCAAUAAGUGUCAAGCCGAAUCAGUUUGCCUUGUGAUUAUAAGCCCAUUUGAGGCUCAAGAGCUACUACCACUGAUCGAAAGGUCUCAGCAUGUGACUCUCCACCUCUAUGCUCCCAGGGUAAACCUUGCCUUCCAGUCGCUUGAUCAUUUACAACUCUAUCGGUUAUCGGGAAAGCCCACUUUGGAUGCUACCCCAAGGAGUGUUGUCACGUUCCUGAACCUUUUUUCAGGACAACUCUACCUAUCGUCUUUUCAGGACUAUACCGAUGUUUGCGAUCUGCUCGGGCUGGCUUGGGAUGCUGCGGAUGAGUCUGUUAUCCUCUGUCCAGAUGGUUUUAUUCCUCCAGGCGUCAAAGGAAGUGUCGUCAAUAAGUCAGUAUUUUCGCGGAGCCCCGUUCAAUUCUUGCGACUACUUAUGGAAAAGAUCCGGCAUGAUUGUGGAUCAAUUGAGAAGACAGAUAUCGGUAAGAUCUUUGAAGGUAUGCGUCUGCUGGAGGAUGACUUCAAAGGAAGGAGCUAGAAACUAGGAUAUUACCUUGGCUGGUAUCCAUAAUGUUGACGAGACCCACUUUAAGCUGCCAUCAAUCUAGAUGCUCCGAUGACUCAAUAAGCCUCGUUACAAUUGACCUUGAGCUGACCUACAGGAUGGAAGUAGGACUUUUUGGUUUUGACAGUACGACAUUGCAAGAAGGUGAAAACAAUCUCCUUUUGUCUUUGCUUGCACUCUGUCUAGUAAAUGGGAAGGAAUACUCAGUUGCAAAGUUCCGGAUUGAGUGAAACCGCUACACAGGUACAGGUCCAUAAACUCUGGCGGCUCCCCAGUAUAUUAAAAAAUAAAACAAUAAAAUAAACAAAUAAAUAAAAAUAGCUAGCUAUAACUAACUUAGUUAAUUAACUCAACUAUAAUACUAUAUUAAUCCU
Molecule: messenger RNA, 1253 nt
Organism: Fusarium redolens
Lineage: Eukaryota; Fungi; Ascomycota; Sordariomycetes; Hypocreales; Nectriaceae
Exons: 2
Coding region: 1-852 (283 amino acids)
Source: RefSeq, a predicted model, not a curated record